AUGAUGUCAGCUGUGAGCGGCGAGUCUAUACUGAGGCGGGUGAAGCAGGAGGUGGAGCCGCCGGCACAGUACUCGCCCACGGAGCACCACAGGCCGAUGCAGAUGUUGGAGACAUGCAAUCUGGAAUUGGAACCUAAAGAGGAAGCCAGGUUCUGCGUGUCGCCAGGCGAGGCUGGUGUGGUCGGGAACACGAGCCCUGAACAACAGCAUUGCUCCUCGACCACAGCCGCGGCCGCCAGCGGAGCCCGAGAUGACGACGCGCCCCGGAGACUCUGCCUCGUCUGUGGAGACAUCGCCUCGGGCUUCCAUUAUGGAGUCGCCAGCUGCGAGGCUUGCAAGGCAUUCUUCAAACGGACUAUACAGGGCAACAUAGAGUACACGUGCCCAGCGGCUAACGAGUGUGAGAUAAACAAGAGGAGACGGAAGGCGUGCCAGGCGUGCAGGUUCAGAAAGUGCCUGAGGACGGGCAUGUUGAGGGAGGGGGUGAGGCUGGACAGAGUGAGGGGCGGGAGGCAGAAGUACAGGAGGGGGGAGCACGCGGCCACCGGGCAGCACAGACCCGCGCUGGAUGAUAUAAAGGUCCUUGAAGCCCUAACGUCAUACGAGCCCGAGUUAUUAUCGUGCGGAUCAGUACCGGCGGGCGUGACGGAGCCCCAAGCUCGCACGCUGGCGCUGCUCGCGGACAUCUACGACAGAGAACUGGUGGGGGUGAUCGGCUGGGCCAAACAGAUACCGGGGUUCACUGACCUCGCGCUCAAUGAUCAGAUGCGUCUCCUCCAGAGCACGUGGGCGGAGAUGUUGAGUCUGAUGGUCGCCUACAGGUCCAUGUCCGCGGGCGGAGCGCUAAGGCUGAGGUUCGCGGCGGACCUGGCGCUCGACGAACAGCAGGCCAGGGACCUCGGCGCUCACGACCUAUACCUACAGGUGGCAGGCGUGACCCGUCGCCUGGAGCGUGCGUCCGCCCAGCGUGAAGAGUGCUACCUGCUGAAGGCGCUCGCGUUAGCUAACUCCGAGGCUCGUAUAGAUGAGCACGCGGCCCUCAAACGGUUUAGGGACGCUAUAUUAGCCGCACUCAACGACGCCGUGUCCGCCUUGAGGCCGUACAACGCCAACGCGUCCCUGCAGCAGCUGCUGCUGGUGCUGCCGGCGCUGCGUGUGGCGGACGUGGCCGUGCGUCGCUUCUGGGCGGGCGUGCACCGCGAGCGCCGCGCGCCCAUGAACAAGCUGUUCGUGGAGAUGCUGGAGGCCUGCCUGCGGUAA
This is a messenger RNA of Danaus chrysippus (African queen), 1260 nucleotides long. Lineage: Eukaryota; Metazoa; Arthropoda; Insecta; Lepidoptera; Nymphalidae. The record is from the annotation of a GenBank genome assembly.